UCCACCAACUAAAACAAGCUCAAACAUGGCGGUCGACGAGCCCGUGAGCCCUGUAGAGAGGCUGAUGAAGGAUCUGUACGUGGUCGCCGCCAUCGGGCUCGCCGCGCCACUGAACCUCCCCGUCUUCCGCGCGGGCCUGGAGGCUCAGCUCGCCCGGCACCCCUACUUCCGCAGCAUCCAGGUGGCGGGCAAGGACGGCGCGCCGCGGUGGGUGACCACGGCGGUGAACCUGGACGACCACAUCGUCGUCCCGCGGCUGGACGGCGCCGACCCCGACCGGGCCGUGGAGGACUACCUCGCCUCCCUGACCACGCUGCCCAUGGACCACACGCGCCCGCCGUGGGAGUUCCACUUCCUCGACGUCCGGACCGCCGAGGCGGCCGCCACCGUCGCGCUGCGCAUGCACCACGCCCUCGCCGACGGCGUGGCGCUCAUCACGCUCCUCAUCUCGUCCGCCCGGAGCUCUGCCGACCCGGCAAAGCCCGCGCCCGCGCCGCCGCCGCCGGCCCGCCGCACGGGCGCCAUCUACGCGCCGCCGCGCGCCGCGCUCCUCGUGCGGGUCUGGUCCUACCUCCUGCUCGCGUGGCACACCCUCGUGGACGUUGCUGCCUUUGCGGCCACCAUCUUGUUCCUCAGAGAUCCGAACACGCUGUUCAAGCGAGCAGCAGCGGACCACGGCGAGCCGCGCCGCCGCAUGCGCUUCGUCCACCGGAGCUUCAGCCUUGGCGACGUCAAGUUCAUCAAGAAUGCCAUGAACUACACUGUCAACGAUGUGCUAGUUGGAGUGACUUCCGCCGCUCUAUCACGAUAUUUCUUCCGAAAAACCGGUGACACAAAGACGAGGGGAAUAGUCUUGCGAUCAAUACUCCCUGUCAACACAAGGCCAACCACUAGCCUACAAACGGAUGUUGAUAUGAUAGAAUCUGGCAAGAGCAAUGCUGUGAGAUGGGGAAACCGGCUGGGCUACAUCAUCCUUCCAUUUCAUCUAGCCAUGCACGAUGAUCCGCUCGAAUACGUUCGCAAGGCAAAACGGGUUAUAGUUAGGAAAAAGAAUUCACUAGAAGUGAUCAUCAUACAUAUGGCUAUCGAAAUUGUCUUCAAAAUACUUGGCCCAAAGCAGGCGGGGGCUUAUAUCUUCAAUAGUGUGCUCAGAAAUACAACCAUGACUUUCUCAAACUUGAUUGGGCCACCUGAAAAGAUAGAGUUAUGUGGGCAUCCAGUUGCCUACAUUGCACCUAGCGUCUACGGGCUUCAACAGGCUCUUACGGUGCACAUCCAAAGUUAUUGCGACACUAUCAAAGUCAUUCUAGCAGUUGAUGAGGAACAAUUUCCAGACCCUCGUCAACUUUUGGACGACUUUGCAGAAUCCCUCAACCUUACCAAGGAUGCGGCUGCGAAGGCUUCAACGAAAUUGAUUAAGAACGAGUAAGGGAUGGAGGAACCAUAUUGGUGAAUUAAUGCUCAAGCUGAAGAGCGAGAUACAUCUGUACUUACUGCUACUGGUUGUGUGUAACACAUUAAUAUAUGUGACGUUGAGUAACUACAAAUAAAUAUACUGAUCAAAACAACAA
This is a messenger RNA of Panicum hallii, 1571 nucleotides long. RefSeq names its product O-acyltransferase WSD1-like. Lineage: Eukaryota; Viridiplantae; Streptophyta; Magnoliopsida; Poales; Poaceae. The record is from RefSeq and is a predicted model, not a curated record. The coding region runs from base 26 to 1429 and encodes 467 amino acids. Gene Ontology annotation, cellular component: plasma membrane. Gene Ontology annotation, molecular function: diacylglycerol O-acyltransferase activity; long-chain-alcohol O-fatty-acyltransferase activity. The transcript is spliced from 6 exons. Gene Ontology annotation, biological process: triglyceride biosynthetic process.